CCCCCCCGCACCGCACACGCCAUCGUCGUCGUCACCAAACAAGAAGGAAGAAGAGCGACGCGGCAGCCUAUUCCGUCUUCCGCCGGCCGGUUCCGCGGAACACGCCUUCAGGUCUCCUUCCGCUCGAGCACGCCACCUCGGAUCCUCCUCCCCGCUCACGUGCGCGAGCGACACCGCGCCCUCCCUCCUCCACCGGCCACCUCCUCCCCCCACCUCUCCACCCAACGGCGGCGUCGAGUGGGGAUCCCUCGGGACUGGUCGAUUUAACUCCUAUGUAUCUUCAUGUAGAAUCAAGGUGGAAAACACAGGUAGAUCAGUGACUGUAGUUGUUUUGUUUGGUGUGUACAUACGAUUGCUUUUCAGUGCCUGAUGAUUGCUUAGAAAGAGUAAAGUGUUUUUUACUCUUGUAACUGUACUAUCAGAACCUUCAAUGAUCAGUAAUAUGCCUUUGUGAAUGUGCCCAUUGCGUCGCCUAGCUACAGUAGAAACACUGCAUCAGUGAUUAUUUGUUCAUUACCAUCUCGUAGUACAUGAAUGCAGAACUUUCUGCUAGUCUUCUGUAGACAUUUAUCCAGAAACAUUGAUAAAUUCUAUCAACUGAAAGGAUUUAUUGGUUAGGUCAGCUUUUUCAUCGAUGUAUCCAUCAAAGCAUUCAAUAGUGUGUAGUUGGUCUAUUGUUACCUUUACUAAACCAAACAGACUUUGAUACUGAAAAGAGCAAACUCUUAUGCUUAAUUCUUGCAUUUCUUUUGUUGGAGAAGAGAGAUGCACACCUACCAACCUCUGGUUGUUUGAAGAAUAACCCAUAAUCAUUGGAGAAAUUAUGGUAAAGGUAUUGGGGAUUAUAGCGGAGAUACCAGAGAAAUAUAGGCUUCUACUGGUGUAUAAUGCAUUUUCAACAUUUCUGUUUCCCAUGCAUAUGUCUUAAAUCCUAUAGGAGAGACUAUAUGGAAUGAAAGAAUUGUUCGAUAUUUUAUGCUGUUGCUUACUGAAGAUUUUGCAGUAUCUUUAAUGCAAAUGGCAAAAUCAUUCUAAUAUGAUGUAUUGUUUGUUGUUAUGCUUUAGAAAUUUUAAAGAAUUUUCCUUUUCUUUAUAGGGAAGAAUCAGCAUGCUCUACAGAGAAGUGUUGCAGAAGACUAAAAGGAGUUUGGGAAGAUUACAGAACUACCAAAAAAGAUUUUCCCCUCAGCUUCUGAAUCCUUCAAUCCUCUAGCCUGCUGAAGAACAAAGCCAGGAAUUUUGACUAAAGACGACAAUCACAACACAUUAGCCCUCAUUACCUCUUCCAACAGUAUGGCACUGAAAAAUGUGAUCCCUUUCAUUUUAAUGCUGACCCAUGUGAGCAGUUGUUUGGCUCGAUCAGGGAACAUGUUCUCUCCUGGCUUUGUUUCCGCGUCGAAGUCAUUACCAAGCUGGCCGAUUUUGAGUGCAGGAACAUCUGUAACUGUUGCUCUGGUUCUAUCAUUGUUUCUAACCUUUGAGCAUCUAUGUGCAUACCAUCAACCUGAGGAGCAAAAAUUCAUGAUUGGUCUUAUUCUGAUGGUUCCAGUGUAUGCUGUUCAAUCAUUCUUCUCAUUACUGAAUUCGAAUGUUGCAUUCAUCUGUGAACUGAUGCGGGACUGUUACGAGGCAUUUGCCAUGUAUUGCUUCGAGAGAUAUUUGAUAGCAUGCUUAGGUGGGGAGGAAAGUACCAUUAGGUUUAUGGAGGGUCGGCUUCAAAUCAGUGAGAGUUCGCCUCUGCUAGAUGUUGAUUAUGAUUAUGGCAUUGUGAAGCAUCCUUUCCCAUUGAACUGCUUUAUGAGAAAUUGGUACCUUGGUCCUGACUUCUACCAUGCUGUGAAGAUCGGCAUCGUUCAAUAUAUGAUCCUUAAGCCUAUUUGUGCUGUCUUGGCAAUAUUCAUGGAACUUCUGGGAAUCUAUGGAGAAGGAAAGUUUGCAUGGAAAUAUGGAUAUCCAUAUUUGGCUGUUGUACUAAAUUUCAGCCAGACAUGGGCAUUAUAUUGCCUUAUACAGUUCUAUACUGCUACCAAGGAGAAGCUGGAACCUAUCAAGCCCCUGUCUAAGUUUCUUACUUUCAAAUCUAUUGUAUUUUUGACCUGGUGGCAAGGUGUUGCUGUUGCAUUCCUUUUCUCAACUGGGAUUUUUAAAGGACAUUUGGCACAAAGACUGCAAACACGUAUCCAGGACUACAUUAUAUGCCUUGAGAUGGGGGUUGCGGCCGUGGUUCAUCUAAAAGUAUUUCCAGCUAGACCUUACAGACUUGGGGAAAGAAGUGUUCCAAAUGUUGCUGUCAUGUCUGAUUAUGCCUCUCUGGGAGCUCCAGAUCCUGAAGAAGUCGGAGGAGGGAUUGACAGCUUAACAGUCUUGCAAAUGCCUGGUACUAAAGACAGGCGGUUGAGUUUUCCUCAGAGUGUUCGUGAUGUUGUGUUGGGGAGCGGUGAAAUCAUGGUUGAUGAUGUCAAAUAUACAGUUUCCCAUGUCGUGGAGCCUAUGGAGCGGAGUUUUACAAAGAUUAACAAGACAAUUCAUCAAAUCUCUGAAAAUGUCAAGCAGCUUGAGAAGCAAAAGAAGAAGGCAAAGGAUGACAGUCAUCUUAUUCCCCUAGAACCAUGGUCAGAGGAAUUUUCAGAAGCUCAUGAUCAUGUUGUGGGUGGUAGUGUUAGUGACAGCGGAUUAGCUAAGACAAGGUACAACAGGAACUCUAAUAGGCCCCGGAGGUCAUUUGAGUCCAGAUUGCGCGGAUGGUUCUAGCAACCAGUGUUGGUGGGCUAAUUGAUUUUAAUUUUGACCAACUGAGGGGUUAGUUAACCUUUAACCCCAGUGGGUUAUACAUCAUAGGACAGUGAGGAAAAAUAACAUCAAAUCUGACCACUAGUAGUUAGCAGGAGGUGGCUUCAGGCUUUCUGUUACCGCCCCUAGCUACUUCCUCUUGUUUAUAGCUGACCGUGGCUCUUUCCCUUUCAGGAGACAGUAGUUACAUGAGGUUUUGAUGUGAGCAUCCUUGUUUAGACCUUACCUUCAGUACAGGCAAAUAGGCAAAUUCUGAUGUAACAUCUGCACCCUUUGCUUCCCCAGAGUUGGAAUUAACAUGUAUUAAGGGGAGGGAUUUAUAAUAGUCCAAAUCGGUAAAGAGGAAUCAAGUACUUUUUGUUCCAAAUGUAGACGCUUUAUGUUUAUUAAAGCUCGUGCAUGAUUUAAGAGAACCACAAUAUGUUGGAGAUGGCUUGGUUU
This is a messenger RNA of Panicum virgatum (switchgrass), 3231 nucleotides long. RefSeq names its product protein LAZ1 homolog 1-like. Gene Ontology annotation, biological process: transport. The coding region runs from base 1294 to 2751 and encodes 485 amino acids. The record is from RefSeq and is a predicted model, not a curated record. Lineage: Eukaryota; Viridiplantae; Streptophyta; Magnoliopsida; Poales; Poaceae. The transcript has 9 exons. Gene Ontology annotation, molecular function: transporter activity.